CGUCAAUACAACUUCUUCCUCGGGUGAUGGAGAUCGUAGGUCCAAAGACCUUGUAAGCGGAACACGGCCUUCAAAUUUAUAAAUAGGAAUGUUUAAUUCUCCAUUUCGUAUCGAGAAGUAUCUGUCAUUUGCAUGCAAAACAAGUCAACCUGUUCGCUGUCAUCUUAGGUCGAUAGUCUAACAUGGUUAACGCUAGAGAAUUUGAAGUUGUUUUUCGCCACCUUGAUGAGAAUGGUGAUGGGAAGGUUUCACCAUCUGAGUUAAGUCGUCGUCUAGGUUUGAUUGCAGGAGAGUUUCUCGUGAAGGAGGCAGAACUUGCUGUAGAGUCGUUGGACUCAGACGGAGAUGGCUUGUUGGGAUUGGAAGAUCUUGUUAGACUAAUGGAAGCUGGAGGUGAAGAAGAGAAGUUGCACGAUUUGAGAGAGGCUUUUCGCUUGUAUGAUAUGGAUAAUUGUGGGUUUAUCAGAGCCAAGGACUUGAAAACAAUGCUUGGUAGACUUGGAGAGUCAAGAUCAAUUGAUGAAUGCGAAGUGAUGAUAAACAAGUUUGACCUUAACGGGGAUGGUGUUCUUAGCUUUGAAGAAUUUAUGAUUAUGAUGAAAUGAUGUUCUUAGAAUCUUAUGUAUUGUAUUAUAGCAUAUCAUGCUCUUCACCAGUUGUUUCUUUUAUGUGAUUCUUGGGUUCUUCAUUUCUUGUAAGUUGUAAACAUAAUGAAAGUUUCUUUUAUUGUUU
Messenger RNA from Populus euphratica (Euphrates poplar), 732 nucleotides. Its product is annotated as calcium-binding protein CML38-like. Gene Ontology annotation, molecular function: calcium ion binding. The transcript has a single exon. The coding region runs from base 183 to 605 and encodes 140 amino acids. The record is from RefSeq and is a predicted model, not a curated record. Lineage: Eukaryota; Viridiplantae; Streptophyta; Magnoliopsida; Malpighiales; Salicaceae.